Messenger RNA from Drosophila novamexicana, 945 nucleotides. RefSeq lists its product as uncharacterized. Lineage: Eukaryota; Metazoa; Arthropoda; Insecta; Diptera; Drosophilidae. Bases 1 to 912 code for a protein of 303 amino acids. The transcript is spliced from 4 exons. The record is from RefSeq and is a predicted model, not a curated record.
AUGUUGCGUGCCCCCAUAUCAAAAUCUGGCCUGCAGCUGCAAUUGCUCUUGCUGCUCGCAGUCAGCUUGUGCGCCGUUCAAGCGCGCUGGACACUGCGCCCCAGGCGCACCACCAGCACCACCACAACAAGUACCACUGCCAUGCCGGCGCAAAGUGACCGGCAUCAACAUGUGCAUCACUGGCCACCAUUAGUGGCACCACAGGCGCCACAAUCACAACCAAAACCGCCUGGCCUGCAGCUGCUGCCCACGCUCACAGCCAACAAGGUCAACACCCGACUUAUUGAUAGCUUCGAUCAACGCUCGCCCGAUGGACAACACGAGUACAGAUACCAGCUGAGCAAUGGAGAUACGCGCUAUGAGCGCAGCUACUGGCUGCCCGUGGGCAAGAGCUUUGUGCUGGCGCGUCGUGGUUACUAUUCGGUGCCAUUGCCCAAUGGCCAGUAUUCGACCGUAUUCUACAGGGCCGAUCACCAGGGCUACCAUGUGGACACGCACACAUUAUCCGGCGAGCAGCCGCUGCUGCCCCGCACCCUCGAUGUGCCACAUGAUGUGGCAGCCAUGAAGUCAACGCCAACAGCUAAGCGAAAUUCAAUAAGCGUGCCAGAGCGUAACGACGAAGAGUUGGCCCAGCAUCCAGAUGCCCUGGCCGUGGGCAUCAACACUUCCCGCACGAGCACCAGAAGCGGGAGCACAGCCAAAGGUCAAACUGAAGCUGAUGUCCGCCUGGAAGCAAAUAACCAGACCCAGUCCCAGACCCAGCACCAGAACCAAACCAAGCCAUCAACUGUGGCCACAGUUGACGACAUUUUUGCAGCUAAAGUUGGCACAGCACCAGCUGAUGAUGAUGAUGAUGUUGUUGUUGAUGAUGAUGACGAUGAGGUGGCAGCCAGUAACAUCAACGUAAACUGAAAGCUAGCUGAAUACGAGGGCGUGAAUGUGAAC